This is a messenger RNA of Gymnogyps californianus (California condor), 1365 nucleotides long. It is a transcript of the gene CRTAM, whose product is annotated as cytotoxic and regulatory T cell molecule. Gene Ontology annotation, biological process: positive regulation of natural killer cell mediated cytotoxicity directed against tumor cell target; cell recognition; detection of tumor cell. Gene Ontology annotation, cellular component: plasma membrane. Lineage: Eukaryota; Metazoa; Chordata; Aves; Accipitriformes; Cathartidae. The transcript is spliced from 12 exons. The record is from RefSeq and is a predicted model, not a curated record. Bases 1 to 1365 code for a protein of 454 amino acids. Gene Ontology annotation, molecular function: signaling receptor binding.
AUGACUUUCACCAGGGUGCUACACGUCGCGGCUCUGUUCCUGAUGCAAGGGGAUUUUCCAGGAGCUGGCAGUGAAACCAUAACUCUAAGGGAAGGGGAGGACCUAAAUCUCCGCUGCACCCUCAGGAGUGACGAUGGCUCUGCCCGGCAGUGGUUAAACCCUCAUGAGUUUACCAUUUUUCUAAACACCCAGCAGCCUUUAAGAGAUCAGAGAUACAAACUUAUCCAUUAUUCAAAGGACGAAUUAUCCAUCCAACUGUCUAACGUAACAGUGCACGAUGAAGGCGUAUAUAAAUGCUUCUACUACAGCACCCCGUUCAAAAGCAAGAACAAGACUGUUGAGGUAUUAGCUGCUCCUUCUAAUCCAGUACUGGAAGUAUCCCGAGACACAGAAAGAAGCAUUACACUGUCUUGCUAUACCCAAGGAUGUAAACCACAGCCCCAGAUUACCUGGCUGUUGGACAACGGGAUAGAGCUCCCUGGUGACACUAAGCACAAGUUAGAAGCUGAUGGGAAGAAAUGGACCACAACCAGCACGCUGACAGUCCUCGCCUAUGGGCCCAAUUCAACAGCCAGCUGCAUCGUUCGCCACCAAGCACUAAGAGAAGAGAAGCUGAUGGCGUCUUUCCGGUUUGAGGACCUCCCUAGGACAGGGACAAAAAUAAAUCCUGCACCAGCUGCACUAGAGGUGGAUACACGUGCGUCUGAGAAUGAGCAAUCUACAGUGACCGCAGCAGUGUCAGAUCUGAACAGCAGCUCGGCUUCCGCUCCAAGCUACCCACAGCAUAUUGGAUCCGAACAACCAACCGUCCCUUCUGCAGUACCAGAGGAUCCAGUAGUUACCAGCUCAGCGUCAACACCAACCCAGCAAAACCUCCGACGAGAUGUCACAUCUACUUGGACUGAAACAGCAUUCAAUGACAAUGUCACAGAAGAGGAACUUUCCAGGACAGAAGACCCACUACCAAGUGAAAAUGUAACUGUGAUUUCCAUCACCACCUUUGAGCAAGAUCUGAAAUCUGAAGGCAUCAAAAAGAAAGAGAAUAAUCUCUUGCUGCCAAUCCUGGUGGCUGCUCUAAUUUUCGUGCUGCUCGUCAUUGUCCUGCUUUUUAUGAGGAAGCUGAAAAAAGCCCAUGGAGUGUGGAAGAGAGAAAAUGAUGUUUCAGAGCAGACACUGGAGAGUUAUAAAUCCAAAUCUAAUGAAGACAGCGCGGGCCACGAGAAGAACGGACACGUUCUCAAUCAGAAGUCCAACAUGCAAUAUGUAACAGAAGGAUAUGUGGAAACAGCCCAGAAGAAUCCAAGAGACAAAAACAUUGCAAUAAGUGAGAAACUGUUUGGAUGUGGAAAGGAAACGGAUGUAUAG